AUGUUUGAUGGUGUCUCAAAUAUGCUAGACAAUGGAAUUGGAGUUGUCAUCACUUCUCCAACAGAUCAUCAUAUUCCCUUCACAACCAAAUUAUGUUUCGAUUACACUAACAACAUGGAAGAGUAUAAAGCAUGUAUCAUGGGAAUUGAAUCAAUGGUUGAUUUGAGAAUCAAUAUGUUAAAGGUGUAUGGAGACUUGGCACCGGUCAUCUAUCAAAUCAAGGGAGACCAGGUAACCCUUCACCGUAAUUUGAUUCCAUAUCAAGAUCAUGUCUUGAAGAUGGUCCCCUAUUUUGAUGAGAUUACUUUCCAUCAUAUUCCUGGAGAGGAGAACCAUCUAGUUGAUGCUUUGGCUACCCUAUCUUCUAUGUUCAAGCUCAAAUGGGUUAAUGAAGCACAUGCUAUAACAAUUCAUCAUCUAGACGAGCCAACAUAUUGCUUAGGAGUUGAAGCAGAAACUGAUGGCAAACUUUGGUUUUAUGACAUCAAGCGAUAUCUUGAUAAGCAUGAUGUCGCAACCUGA
This is a messenger RNA of Lathyrus oleraceus (garden pea), 522 nucleotides long. RefSeq lists its product as uncharacterized. The transcript has a single exon. NCBI's taxonomy places the organism in Eukaryota, Viridiplantae, Streptophyta, Magnoliopsida, Fabales, Fabaceae. The record is from RefSeq and is a predicted model, not a curated record. Gene Ontology annotation, molecular function: RNA-DNA hybrid ribonuclease activity; nucleic acid binding. Bases 1 to 522 code for a protein of 173 amino acids.